Molecule: messenger RNA, 831 nt
Organism: Brenthis ino (lesser marbled fritillary)
Lineage: Eukaryota; Metazoa; Arthropoda; Insecta; Lepidoptera; Nymphalidae
Source: the annotation of a GenBank genome assembly
AUGGAAUUAGAAGACGGUUUAGACGAUUUAUUAGCGAAUAUUAAUGAACCGACAUCACCGAAAAAAUUGAAAACUGAGGAUGAGACUUCAGCUCAACCAGGAAGUUCAAAACCUGCUGUAUCUAAGACACAUUGUGUUUUAGUUAAUCAAAAACAGCGUGGAAAUCCUUUGCUGAAAUUUAUAAAAAGUGUUCCUUGGGAGUAUGAUGAUAUUAUACCAGAUUAUGAAAUAGGAAAAACAAUAUCAAUUUUAUUCUUAUCAAUUAGAUAUCAUAACUUAAAUCCAGAAUAUUUAAAUAACAGAUUGAAAGAAUUAGGAAAAAAAUAUGAAUUAAGAGUUCUCCUGCUUCAGAUUGACUUAAAAGAUCCACAUGCAGCCCUGAAAAACUUAACAAGAAUAUGUCUUUUAACUGAUAUGACUCUUAUGUUGGCAUGGAGCCCUGAGGAAUCUGCAAAGAUUAUAGAAAACUAUAAAAUAUUUGAGAAUAAACCACCUGACAAGAUUAUGGAAAAAGUUGAAAAUGAUCCUCAUCAAAAGAUAAUCAAUGCUUUAUCAUCUAUUAAGCCAGUGAACAAGACUGAUGCAAUGACACUUAUCACUAAAUUUGGAAGUUUGGAAAAUAUAAUAAAAGCUAGUCAAAAUAAACUUGCAGAAUGUCCAGGUUUUGGUGAUACCAAGGCUAAGAAACUUUACAAAGCCCUUCAUGAGCCAUUUUUAAAAAAAGACAAUGUAGAUAAAAUUGUAAAUAAGGCUGAUGAAUUUUCAGAAAGCAUAAGUGUAGAAGAUGUGGAAAAAAUUGAAAGUGAAAUUCAAGAGGAAGAAAAAGGUGUG